Messenger RNA from Neurospora hispaniola, 447 nucleotides. RefSeq lists its product as uncharacterized. NCBI's taxonomy places the organism in Eukaryota, Fungi, Ascomycota, Sordariomycetes, Sordariales, Sordariaceae. The record is from RefSeq and is a predicted model, not a curated record. The transcript has 5 exons. Bases 1 to 447 code for a protein of 148 amino acids.
AUGUCUGCAGGCGGAGAGUACCGGGGCUGGGGGCAAUGGGGGUUGAGAAUCCGAUUCAAGGCUCAAUGGGAAUUUCUGGACCGGAAAUGUGGCAUGCUACACUACACGACUAGUGGUCCUUUGAGCCCUGGCGAUGAACCGAUGGAGCAAACCGUUUUUGCCACUCGGCUUCCAAUGUUGCGACUUUGCGGGACACCUCCAGUGCGGUGUCGUGUGGUGAAGUCCGGAAUCUAUAUUGGUCGUCAGUUCCCCGUUUUGCCCAGUUCAGCUUGGGAUGUCGUAAACGCGAACUGGAUCAUGCCUGUGACUGUGUUCUGCCCGGCGAGGGUGGCUACUUCCCCGGUGAGAACCUGUCAAGAGAUACGAUACGUCGGCUGUCGCGACCCUUUGAGACUCCCAGAUCCCAUUCAGUCAGUUGUGAGAACGGAACGCUCCGAGCCAAAAUGA